GUGUGCAAAUAUAUGAGAAAAAGGAGCAAGGUGCUUUAUUUCUAUUUAUCGUAAUUUGCGCAUUUCACCUUUUUUCUUUGAACAAAUGCACCAACGCUUAACAUGGGGUGGCUGUCUCAAGGCGGGAAUUUAGGUUAAUCAUCGGUAACAGAAGUUAAAUCCCAGGUUAAUGUAGUAUUGGAUUGAAGUAUGACUUCAACUAUCUCAGAAGAAAAUCCUCCUUCGCUCUCCAAAGGCUGUUUUGUUCAUCGAAAAAAGCCUCUCCAAAGGACAAAAAAUAGUAAAAGUACAUCAGAAGAAGGUGAAGAUGAGUUAUGGAGCUCUAGGAAGGACAUUUAUCAAAAUCUGUGGCAGAUAAUAGAAAAAGAAAUUAAUGGUUUUCAAGAAAAGGUUCAUGGAGAAGCCUUAGAUGCUGUGGAUUCUUUUGUUGUAAAUUCUUAUUCAAGAUCGAGCACAAUAAAAAAUGUUAUCAAAGAAAUUCCAACUGCAGCUCUUAUAAUGGGAGUCAACAUGCCAGACCAUAGUGUUAUUUUGCAGCUGCUUUUUCAGCGAUUGCUUCAUUCUGUUACUGAUCAUGUUGUGUCAUUACAUUCAAGAGAUUGUAAAACACUGUCAAUGAUGAUUCAGAAGUUUGUGGCUAGUAUCAUGAAGACUGGCAUGGAUGAUUUUGAACAUUUGAAACGGCAGGACUUCACUUUCCACUCAUUGUCAGCUUGGUAUCAAGAUUUUUAUCAGAGAGAGAAGUGUGCUGGGAAGUCUCCACAGAAAAAGCGGAAGAUUUCUGACCACAGUGAGCGACCUCAUGCUUCACCUCCAAUAGUUAUAUUUCUAGAAGACUUAGAAGCAUUCAACUGUACAGUUCUAACUGACUUCGUCUUACUUUGGAAUUGUGUAUAUAAAAUCUGGUCACAACAGCUGGUGAAUGAUGUUGGGUUCCAUGUCCACAACUGGCUGCAGAUGGUGAAUGAUGUUGGGUUCCAUGUCCACAACUGGCUGCAGAUGGUGAAUGAUGUUGGGUUUCAUGUCCACAACUGGUUGCAUAUGGUGAAUGAUGUUGGGUUCCAUGUCCACAACUGGUUGCAUAUGGUGAAUGAUGUUGGGUUUCAUGUCCACAACUGGUUGCAUAUGGUGAAUGAUGUUGGGUUCCAUGUCCACAACUGGCUGCAGAUGGUGAAUGAUGUUGGGUUUCAUGUCCACAACUGGUUGCAUAUGGUGAAUGAUGUUGGGUUCCUUGUCCACAACUGGUUGCAUAUGGUGAAUGAUGUUGGGUUUCAUGUCCACAACUGGUUGCAUAUGGUGAAUGAUGUUGGGUUCCAUGUCCACAACUGGCUGCAGAUGUUCUGUCUUUUUGAACAUUUCUACACGUCUACUACAACAACGUUAUGUUGUGACCUCUCACAGUUAAAAGGUCGUAUUGAAAAUUUAGGAAUAUCAGAAUUUACAGCCAUUAAAGAACUUCCUUCUUUUAGGCAGUAUUUGCAGAAUUGCCAAAAUGUCCCAGGAAAUAAUAAAAUUUACAAGGACCUUGUGUUCAAACUAUUAGAAGAGCUGCAUACCUACCAGUACAAAAUGUUUGGAUUAGUAGGAUGUCUUCAUGUCCUUGUUAAAGAUCUUCCUAGUCAUCCAUUAGGUAAACAGAUGAGAGAGGUAUAUGUUCUUGCCUUAGAAAAAAACAUCAGUGACACACAAGAAUAUAAGAAGGCCUCUAAAAUUUUUGGAAUGCUAUCUCGAAAUGAACUAGAAGAUCGCCUUCUGUCUUGCCAGUCAUUUUUAGAGAACAAUGAAAUACAACAUUGGAGUCAAUUUCAAGAUGUCAGGCAAAAACUUCAAGAGUUUAUAAGCAAUCUACAUCAUAUAAAAGAAAUGGCUGACACUGAGGAGACAAAAGUGAAGCAAAAACAGUCUGUGAUUGUGGACUUUGGAAAAAUGACAAGUAGAUCACAGUUAAAAGAAAAACUAAAGGAUCUUGCUCGGAAUAGAAAGAGCACAGAGUUUGAAAAUUGUCGUCAAAACAUUGUGGACUUCUUCAACUCUUUGUUCAGAGAACUUGUGCCACCAUCAUGUUUUCCACUUCAUGAAAUCCUGUAUUUUAAUUAUGCAGGAAGUGUAAAACAGCACAUUAUGGCAGCACCAAGAUCAGCUAUAUGCAAGGCCUUAGUGGACCCUGCUUCUUAUCUCCAGUGUACAUGCUGUUCUAUUGAUGAUUAUUCACAAAUCUGUAGCUCCAUGGUGGAUACUUGUGUAGCCUACAAAUUACAUCUAGAGCAUGGACGUCUCAUCAACUUAUAUGAUUGGCUACAGUCAUUCAAGAUGGUAAAAAUGGAAGCUGAUUCUGGAAAACUGACACAAGUAGAUAGGGAAAAGAGAAAAAACAAGAGAAAAGAUGAGCCUAAUCAGGAUUUGAUACUUCAGUAUCCUUUAGAGUAUUUUCUUACAUGUUUAGAUGUAGCUCAGUUUGUGCAGGCAGUUUCAGAGCUUCAGUUUUUAGGUUUCAUCAAACCAACGAAGAGAAAGACCGAUCAUGUAGCUCGACUAACCUGGGGAACUUCUUAAUUUCUGAUUGUAUGUAAAAAUGUCCAAAGUUUAGAAUGUUUUUAACAAUAUGUGUUGUAAUGGCCAGUUUCAUCCAAAACUUUGUACCACAUGGACAUUUUAAUAAAAAAGUAUGUUUA
Molecule: messenger RNA, 2672 nt
Organism: Limulus polyphemus (Atlantic horseshoe crab)
Lineage: Eukaryota; Metazoa; Arthropoda; Merostomata; Xiphosura; Limulidae
Gene: Orc3
Product: origin recognition complex subunit 3-like
Exons: 20
Coding region: 190-2553 (787 amino acids)
Biological process (GO): DNA replication; DNA replication initiation
Cellular component (GO): nuclear pre-replicative complex; nuclear origin of replication recognition complex; DNA replication preinitiation complex
Molecular function (GO): DNA replication origin binding
Source: RefSeq, a predicted model, not a curated record